This is a messenger RNA of Colletotrichum destructivum, 2844 nucleotides long. RefSeq names its product Putative WD40/YVTN repeat-like-containing domain superfamily. NCBI's taxonomy places the organism in Eukaryota, Fungi, Ascomycota, Sordariomycetes, Glomerellales, Glomerellaceae. Gene Ontology annotation, cellular component: site of double-strand break; nucleus. Bases 133 to 1905 code for a protein of 590 amino acids. The transcript has a single exon. The record is from RefSeq and is a predicted model, not a curated record. Gene Ontology annotation, molecular function: protein binding.
CCUGACAUCACCUCCGUACGGUGCGCCUAGAUAGACCCUUGGGUGCCUGCCCGAAUUAUCCUUUUCCCGGUUUUCUCUCCUGACACACCCUCGUCCUCCUCCUUCUUCUACAACUCCGAGACCACCGCCACGAUGAGCAGCGACAGCGAGGACUUCGUGGUCGACGGCCCCGAGCUGGCCGAGGACGACCCCAUGCGCGCAUUCCUGCCGGCUUCGUUUGGGAAGAAGUCUAAGGAGGCCAAUAUUGCAGCCCAAAUCGACCGGAGCCGCAGAGCGGCAGGAAAACCCUCGGCGGGAACGGCCCACGAGGAAUCCGCAGGGCCUCCAACAGCUACUCAGAAAGAGAAGCAGUCCGACUCGGAUUCCAAUGACAGUGACAGCGGCGACUCCGACUCGGACGACUCCGAGGACGGCGACGACUACCCCGUUUCGCAUGAACUGGUCCUGAAAACCCACGAGAAGGCCGUGACAACGGUCACGCUGGACCCGGCUGGCGGGCGGCUCGUGUCCGCGUCGCUCGACUGCAGAAUCAACCUGCACGAUUUCGCAUCCAUGACGCCGAGCACUCUCCGAGCAUUUCGAAGUGUCGACCCGUGGGAGGCAAAGUCCUCUGCCGCCAACGCCGAAUCGCACCCGAUCCACCACGUCGAGUUCAAUCCCUUGUCCGGCAGCGUCUUUCUCUGCGUAUCCGCCCACCCGCAGGCCAAGAUCAUGUCGAGAGACGGCGACGUCAUCACGGAGUUCGUCAAGGGCGACAUGUACCUGAGGGACAUGAACAACACAAAGGGCCACAUUUCGGAAGUCACGACGGGAAUUUGGCACCCUACGGACAAGAACCUCUGCGUCACUGCCGGCACCGACAGCACUCUCCGCAUCUGGGACAUCAACAACAAGCGCAGCCAGCGAGAUGUGAUUGUCUUCAAGUCAAAAGCAGCAGGGUCCGCAGGCCGAACGAGGAUGACCGCUGUCGCCUGGGGCGCCCCAGCCCAGGGCGGCAGCAACGUGCUUGUUGCGGCCGCGCUCGACGGCUCUCUGGUCAUGUACAGCGGCAACAGCCCGUUCUCGAGGCCCACGGCCGAGAUUCGAGACGCCCACAAACCGGAUACUUGGACCGGAGGCAUCGACAUCUCGUCUGAUGGACGGAUGGUCGUCACGCGAGGAGGCGAUAACACAAUCAAGUUGUGGGACAUACGGAAGUUCAAGACGCCUCUUGUCACGGUGGACCAUGCAUCAACGUCGGAUCAUUUCCCGAUGAGCAACAUUAGGUACUCGCCAAACUCGACCAGCAUCCUGACGGGCUCUGCGACGGGCGACUUGCAUAUCUUGAACCCCGGAAACCUGCGUCCCGAGCACGUGACGCCAAUCACGCCAGGAGCGCCUCUUAUCACCGUCAACUGGCACCCCAAGAUUAACCAGAUCAUCACUGGCUCGGCGAACGGCGAGACGCACGUGCUGUACAGCCCGACCAUGUCUUCCCGGGGCGCCGUCGAGGUGAUGUCGCGGGCGCCCAAGAAGCGGCACAUUGACGACGACCCGUCCCGGACGACGGAUAUGUCGGUGGGCAUGUCGGGUGAUUCCAUUAUCACGCCGGGCAGUGUGAUGGCCGGCAGGAGGAACGCGGGAGUGACGGCGUCAGGAAAAUCCAAAGACCCUAGGAGACCGGCUGUCUUGGAGCAGACACCAUUUAUGAGGAACCAACCCGACGAAAAGCACAUUGCGGAUAACAUUCCUCUGGCCAAGAUGCUCCACGAAGACCCCCGAGAAGCGCUCCUCAAGUAUGCCGACGCGGCGCAGAAAGACCCGAUGUUUACCGCUGCGUGGCAGAAAACGCAGCCGGUCACCCAGUACGCGGAUGUGAGCGACGACGAAGAUGAAGGCCCGGACAAAAAGAAGGCGCGGCGGUGAGGAAUUGGGGGGAGGUAGGGAGGGAUGCCGCAUAACGCCUCGGCAACCACUCGUGGUAUCCGUACUCUGUGAGGGAACAUGGCGGGAGGGUGUGUAUGAGUCUAAAUUCGGAGGAGGAAAGGGCAAACAAACAGUGGCUGGAUCAGCCUCGAUGGAGCAGGGCGAGCUAACCAACGGGGCCAGCAGCAGGCAGGCCAUUGGGGAAACCGAGGUGGCAAGCGUUCUUUGCGGCCUGCGUUUCCUAGGGAAUCUCUCCACUUGUUCGACAUUCAUCAGAUUAGCUUCGCCGGGAGCAGGUGUCAAACGCAGGGCGGCGCACGCAAGCGCUUGCAGGAGAGUGUGGACAUGCCCACCGCGGCCAACUCAUCCGGGCGAGGACCGGGGUGCGUGCUCUAUACUAUAGCCAACGAGCAAGCGACUGGACGGACGGGAGACGACGGGAGACUGACGCGCAUCCCCCCCCCGAUCUGCUGGCAACUCUUAUUCUUCACUACCCUCCCUACCUUACCGAAAACAAGAGACGACAGAUGCCAAGCGGCGUGGAUCUGGCAUUCCUUGGUGGAUGGGGCAGCCGGUAAGGUACCCGACGCGACUGACAGCAGACCACGAUUUGAGGCCUCCCAUUCCCAACGGUGUGUGUGUGUUUUUGUGUGUAUGGCCGCUACCCCCCCCCCCCCGAAUAGUAACCGAAGUAAGUCACAGCCGGCCAGUUGCCCGCAGGCCGCCACUUGUCUGCGCUUGUGCUUGUGUGCUUAUGACUUAUGCCUGCGCCUACGCCUCCGCCUACGCCUGUCCAGUGAAUCAAGGAAGAGCUGGCCCGAGCGCCCUCGCUUGUACAUAAUCAGAUUAGCGCGUUAUGCCUCAGGCACAUAUCAUGUUUUCCUGUGCUGAGAAUUACGGGGACCGCAGUUUCACAGACUGACCGCACCAACCAUCAAU